AUGUCUAACCAGCGAGAGCUAUGUCUGCGUCGCGGAAUCCGGUGGACCGCUCUGCAGUUCCAGCAACAGAUAAACGAUAACCUGCCCCACGUGGAAGCGGCAUUGAUGCAGGUAGUAGGUCAGCAAAGUGAGCUAAAAUGCACAAGGUGCCUGCUACUGUGUGGCCCCUUCUCUCAAUGUGUCUCGGCUCGCGGAAUUGAUGGCCUUUUAGUCUGUGCCAAUUGCCAUUGGGCACAGGAGGACACCGAUUGCUAUUACGCGACUUUUAUGCCAUCUGAAAUUAGACCUGGUGAUGGCGGUGCAAUUGGCCGCUCAUCUAGCCCACUACACCCACUACUCCAGCACGAGGAGAUUCUUCGGCAUAUGACAGAGGGCACCCGGCUCACGAAAAAGCUUACGAGCGAGUUGCGGGUGGUCUGGGAGGGAAGCCAGAGUUUUGAAGCUCAGCUGGAAGGACUUCAACGCCGCCUGACUGACGCAAAUACUGCCAUCACCAGGGAACUAAUGGAACAGACUCUGAAUGAUAUCGUUGCGUCUCAACAGGAUAUUCACCAGGGAAUUGCACGCCUCAUAAUUCAUGUCCACGGGAUCAUUCGUCCUAGUCGACAGAUCCCAUCCUAA
Molecule: messenger RNA, 621 nt
Organism: Penicillium mononematosum
Lineage: Eukaryota; Fungi; Ascomycota; Eurotiomycetes; Eurotiales; Aspergillaceae
Product: DUF3716 domain-containing protein
Exons: 1
Coding region: 1-621 (206 amino acids)
Source: RefSeq, a predicted model, not a curated record